Molecule: messenger RNA, 1176 nt
Organism: Schistosoma spindalis
Lineage: Eukaryota; Metazoa; Platyhelminthes; Trematoda; Strigeidida; Schistosomatidae
Source: the annotation of a GenBank genome assembly
AUGUCCUCCGAUUUAUCACAAAAAUCAACAAAGAGACUAUCAUUCAAACAAGAUUGCUUAAAUAGUCCAGCAUCACAGCCAAAUAAACUGUGUGAAGAAUCAAUUAUGGAGUUUCAAAAAUAUUGUACAAAGAAUGGUGUUAAUACCCAGAAGAAACGAUUAAACUUGCGUCUAAGACGUGGACAUACAACUCUACUUAGUCUUACGGGAUUAGAACGAAGCGAUAUAUCAAAAUCUGAUAAAGGUGGGAAAACCGAUGACAGUUAUAAUGACUUUUCAACCACUUCGUUAUUUUAUGAUCAACCAAAUGAAUCACUAUAUGACAAUGAUAAUACAUGCUACGACAAUCAUUCACACCGUUUUAUUCUAUCAAACAAUGUAUCUACAAAUGUAUUAAUUAAUGAAUACAUCCCAGAUGUUUUACCACUGACGACAGCUAAUCUUUCAAAGUAUACAGUGAAACAUGAGAUUAUUUAUUGGAAUCAUGUAUUAUCUCAACAAAUUUCUAUGGAAUUAAUGAAUAGACUAAAUGAUGAUAAAAAUGUGAUAAUACUAAUGUGAAAUCGCCUAACCCAAUUUUAAUAUCAACAGUUGAAAUCAUGAGUCAAUUGGAGCUAGACCAACAUUGAAACCCUGGAAGCACUGGACGACCGUUUCGUCCUAGUACGGGAUUCCUUAGCAGUGCGCAUCCACGAUCUCGUCCCCCAGAACUUAUCAGUCUCGCGCGCGAGCGAUUAAUCAUUAUACCACUAAACCGGCAUCCAACUGUGUUAAUGUCUGACCCCAAUCAAUCCAAUUUUAAUAAUUGAAUCCCGUAAUGAACGAAAGCACAAAGGAGGACAAUGAAAUACAUUUGAACACUGAACGUUUUCUUCAUAUCUGUCAAUUGGACUAUUAUCUGACUCCAAAACAGCUUGAAUAAAUGAUUUCGUCGAAAAGAAAAAUUUCUUUGCUGAAUUCUCUUUUUUUAUAUUCAAUAGCAUUAUGGGUUAUUUUAAUCUGAGAACCAAACAGUAAAUACUUGACUUGCAAAAUGUCAAUCAAUCGUCCCAAACUUCCAUGUCCCUUCAUUUCCACACUAAUCAUUCUUUGUUCUCGUUCUAUUUUCUUUCGUCUUCUUAACCUUUUACUGCCAUGUAUUUCACUUUUGAUUGAUAAAUAUGCUAGGUUUUAAGC